Molecule: messenger RNA, 276 nt
Organism: Geodia barretti
Lineage: Eukaryota; Metazoa; Porifera; Demospongiae; Tetractinellida; Geodiidae
Source: the annotation of a GenBank genome assembly
ACCAUGUCGGGAGAGGGGAGGGCGGCCUUCCUGGGUGAGAGAUUGGCAGGAGCCAGCACUUUGACAUUGACGAGGUGUCAGAGCAGAGUUCUCCCUAUCCUCACAUGAUCCCUUCCCCUCACCGCUCCAGACCCUCGUACCCAAGGCCAGGGGCCACUCUCUCAUGGAACACUACUCUCACAUUGCAUUGUGUAAUGGACACAUGGAUUUCUGUACUAUAGCACAGAGUGUUUGAGAUGGGAGUGGGUAGUGGAGAUCAUGUGGUGGUGUAUGAUG